AUGUCUGGCAUUGAGAUUAUUCCGGUAAUCACCGGCGCGGUGAAAAUGGGCAAGGAGAUAGCGGACAUUGGGCUCUCCGUUCGUGGCAUGCAUCGGGACGCUCAGGCAUGCACAAGAUUGGCCAAUCAAAUCAAGCAUGACAUUGAAUAUGCUCAAAUUCUCCUCAACACCUCGAGAGAUCUGAUCUGCGACCACGAAGGCAUGCUCAGCUGGAUUACCGGAACAAUCUCCGAAACCAACGACACACUCGCCAGGUACAACGGCUAUAUCCCGGAAGAAAACGACAAGGGUGCAGCUCUGAAAGCCUUGAUGGAAAAUGAGCGGAAAUGGGAAGAAUGGGGCAAGGCUCUCGGAGCAAACCAUUCUUCCCUCAUGGCGGCAGUCAACGUCAUGCACCAGCUCAAGUUGACGCUGAAACCGAAGCCGAAGCCGAGCUGGGCAAGCAACAUGCCUCCCGAUUUCUAG
Fusarium proliferatum ET1 is the source of this 465-nucleotide messenger RNA. RefSeq lists its product as uncharacterized. NCBI's taxonomy places the organism in Eukaryota, Fungi, Ascomycota, Sordariomycetes, Hypocreales, Nectriaceae. The coding region runs from base 1 to 465 and encodes 154 amino acids. The transcript has a single exon. The record is from RefSeq and is a predicted model, not a curated record.